Molecule: messenger RNA, 3197 nt
Organism: Prorocentrum cordatum
Lineage: Eukaryota; Dinophyceae; Prorocentrales; Prorocentraceae
Source: the annotation of a GenBank genome assembly
AUGGCGCCCUCGCGCCGUCGUGGCGAGCGCGCCCAGCGCGCGGCCAAGUGGUUGUGCCGCUUCUGCAAGCACAAGACCACUGGCCAGGACUGGUGGAACGUCGCGACGGCGGCGAGCUGCGGGAUGUGCGGGCGGGCCAAAGGCAUCUGCUUCAAGGCCGAGGUCGCCCCGAACGCGCCGUCCGUGCACGUGCCUCCGCGCGGCGGCACGUCCACUCUCAAUCCUUGGAGCAAGGGGGCCAAAGAGCUUGAGAUGCUUCGCAAGAAGGUCGAGCGCCUGGAAGCUGCCCAGGCCCCUCCGCCAGGGCGCCCGGGUGCUGCGGCGCCUGAGUUCGUGGACGUCGAGAUGUCCGGGGAGCCCUCGGAUGACUCCGCGCGGCAGCGCCUCCAGGAGCUGGACAAGGAGCUCGUCGCUGUGUCCAAGCACAGCGGGCCUGCCUGGCUGGCGGGCAAGCAGGAGCUCGAGGAAGAGCGCGAACGCCUCCGCGUCAAGCUGCUGGAGUCCAAGCCGAUUCACGCCAGACUGCGCACGGUCACUGCUCGCCUCGAAGCGGCUGAGAGGCAGCUUCUUAAGGCCAAAGAGAGCCUCGGGAAGGAGCGAGAGGGAUUGGCAGCCCUCCUCAGGAAUAUCGGGGAGGCUGAAACCGCCAUCCAGCAGCAAGAGCAGAACAUCAAGGACCUUGCGAAGCAGAGGCUCGGCGAGGUCCUUCAGCGCUGCGGGAUUGGCGACCAGGCCAGCACAGUCGCCCAGGCCAUUAUUCGGGACCUCCCCAACAUCGUGUCCAACACCACGCUGGUCCCCGCGGGCGCGGAGGCGGGCCUGGCGGUUGCGGCCCAGCCCCAGGCGGCUGCCGAGGCGCCUGCUGCGGGGGCCGCUGCUGGCGCCGUGCCGCCGCGCCAGCCACCGGAGCCAGCUGAGCCAGCGGCAGCCUCGAUGGGUCUGCCAGGAUUGCCGCGGGAUCAGGGCACAAUCGAGUGCUUGUCCAACGCCGAGUUGCGCACGCUCAUGGCUACGGUGGUGCCACCGGCCAGCAACCCUCUCGAGGACGCGGAGUUGCGAGAGACGGCCAGGCACAUGUUUUGCGUGGCUAGCCUGCCGAGGUCGGAGGCCGAGCUGGACGUUCCAAGCAUCGCCUUCGCGGCCGGCCCUGACCAGCAGCCCAUGCAGCCUCGGGCUGCCGAGGCAGUUGCUGACGGCGGACCCUCCGACGCCGUCCUUGGGUUGUCGGCCUCCGCGGCGGCAGGAUUCUGGUCCGGAGACGGGCCCUUGCCAGCACCUUCUGGCUACCAGAUGAUUCCCAUCGAGAUCAGCGACGACGAGGACGCGUGCGUCGUGCUUGCCGAUGAGGAAGCGCAUGAGGCACUCAUGGCCCGUCGCGCGAGGCGCUGCGAUGCCUUUGUCAGCCCGCCGAUGGGCGCUGCCGGCGCCGCGCGAGCCACUUGCGCGGAGCCGCGGUGUGCCGCAGCUGCAGCUCCCCGCGCCGGCGACUCGCUGACGCUACUCGCUAUCAAUGGGGACACGUGGAGCGGCGCUCGGAGGGUUCUCGAGUGGAACGCCGCGGCCAAGCGACAGUUCGACGUCGUCUUCAUCCAGGAGACCAGGUUCCCCGACGGCGAGGCAGCCGGGGCGGCUCGGCAGUGGUGCCUUGGCCAAGGCUGCCAUCUGGCCCUGGGGCCGCCGCUUCGGGUCGGAACGGAGCGCUUGGCGGUCAGCGGGGGCGUCGGCUUGUGCUCCGCGGCCCACGUCGGCGUGCGCGCGGGCAUCGACGUUCCCUCGGAGUGGGCGCACCGCAUCGUGGCGAGGAAGAUCCACCUCGGCGAGGGUUCGGUUUUCCUGUGCCUCUCGGUGUACCUGAUCACGUCGAUCGGGCUGACCGGCGACAACAUCACGCUCCUGGCGGAGGUCGCUGCGCUUGUGGGGCAGCACCACGCCCCAUUCCUCUCGGCAGGGGACUGGAACGUCGACGCGGACGACCUCGCCUCCAGCGGCUGGCUCGACGAGAUCGAUGGCCUCCUCAUCAGUAGUGGCGUCCCGACUUGCGGUGGCAACGACGACUACGACUACUUCGUGGUAUCGAGGUCGGUCAGCUGCUCCCUCGACCGUGUUUGGAGCAAGCCGAAGGUCUGGGUCGAGAACCCCAGGCGGCCAUUCUCGGUGGCCAAGAAGCCGGAGGUGCGCCCCGCGACGGACGCUGGUGAGGCUGCUGGGCCACGGCCUGCCACGGAGCAGGAGACGCAGCGUUUGCUGGCGGAGCUGCAGGCCCCGCUGUCGGACCUCCAGGCGGCGUGCGCGGGCUGGUUCGACCUGGCCGAGCGGUCGCUCAUCCGCUCCCGGCAGGUGGAGGCUUCCAAGGCCCAUCUUCAUCGGGGCCGCGGGCGCGGGAUCCGCCUGGUGGAGAGGCCGCUGCUCGACGUACAAGAGCGCCGGCAACGACGCCACGACUCUUCUGACACAGAGGCUUGGUGGAGCUUCCUGCGAAUCUGGCGGGCGCUCCUCCGUUGGGGCAGGGCCCCGCGCGGCUCGAAGGCCAAGCGGUCCUUCGUGAAGGAGGGUUUGAUGCUGCACGGUCGCGCCAUCACUCUGCCGCCGGCGGUCUCCACAGGGUUGCGCUUGUCAGCACCAUCAUGCUGCAGGGUUGCGCUUGUCACCACCACGCCAGACGCGUGGCUGGGCCUCGCCGAGCGGAACAGCCCGCUCGCGCCGUGGUUCGAAGGCCUCCUGGAUGACGCGCUCGCGCGGCGGCGCAGUGCUGACGCUGCUGCCCGGGCGCGGCUGUGGCGCGACUUUCGCAACGCGUCGCUGGCUGGGUCAGGCCGUGUGGUUCACAAGCUGAUCAAGCCGAAGCCCGUGGAGCCGGGGGCGAUAUGCUUGCCUGGCGGUGCGCCUGGGCUUCCCCAGGUGGGAGCGCUGGCCGUGGAGGCCAUCGUGCUGGUGCCGCGCACGCUCGGGGCCAUCAGCGUGGACCAGGUGCGGACGGCCUCCCUCUCCUUCGGGCGCAGGAAGGGCCUCGGCUGGGACAACUUCCACCCACGCUUGCUCAGCGAGCUCUCAGACCCCUUGGUAGAGCGCUUCACGGCCAUCUUGAACCAGUUCGAGGGCUCGGCCGAGGUGCCCGACCUUUGGACGACGAUGACGGUCUUUAUCCCAAAGCCGCCUCCCGACGUGGGCAGGCGGCCCAUCGGCCUGAUGGAGCUCUG